AUGUAUGUUACCGAUCGAUUUGGUAAAUCUCUUCAAAAUCAAUUACAACCAUUAUAUCAAAAUGUAUCAUCUCAAGGGACACGAUCAUCGAAUGAAAAUCUUUCAUCAUCAACAAUUGAAUUAUUUGUUUUUGAAUUAUACUCACUUUAUACGGAUGCUUUUCAAAAUUAUUCUAUAUAUGAACAAGAACAACUUACAAAUGCUCUCGAUGCAAUUCAACUCGAUACCAGUGACACUUCGUCGGGUAUUCAAUUACUCAUGUCAUCAAUAUCUAAUGUAUUUUCAUUAGCAAAUGAGAGUAUUGACAGAUGUAAACAAUUAACUAAUGGUCAAACAAUUAUUAGUCUUCUUAGUGUUCUUCAAAAAUUUUUUACUGCAUAUAUUGGAGAAUUAAAACGUGUUGUCAAUAAUAUUCGUGAAAGAAAUUCAAAAAUAUUAGGUACUGAAGAUUGGGAAUUAUUUCAACAAACCAUUCGUAUCUUAGAAAUAUGUGGUGAACUUAUUCUUGCUUAUGAACAAUUUGAAUCAUCAUUAGCUCAACAAAUGUUACAAAUGAUUAAUGAAUGGCCAAAUAAACCAAAUAAACAUAAACAACAUCAUGAUAUAUUUGAUUUAGCAAUUGAAUCAUUUAUUAAUAAAAUAUCAUCAUCAGAUAAACAUGAUUUUGUAUCAAUUACAAAUGCACUUGAAAAUGCAACUUAUAGUCUUUUUCCGGAUAUACCAAAAUUAUUGAGUAAAUUUAGUGAUGAAUGUCAUCAAUUUAGUUUUGAUGUUGUCUUUUUACCAAUUCAUACACUUCUUAAUGGUUUUUCAAAAUUACCAAUUUGGGCAAGUGAAAGUCGAAGUACAAUUGUUUCAGAUUUACCUUCAUUUAGUCUUGUUCCACAAGAAAAUAUUACAAAAAUUGGACAAUAUCUUUUAAUGCUUCCACAACAUUUUGAACCAUUUAAUUUACAUGAUAAUCGACAAUUAGGAAUUGCAUUUAAAAAAGGAAAAUUACCUUAUCUUGAAGAUAAAGAAUCGUAUAAUGAUUUAACAUCAUGUUGGCUUGAUUCUAUUGCUUUGGCUACAAUGCGUUUAUGUAUUGAACAAACAUUAAAAAUUUCAACAUUAACUUCAACAGGUCUUAAACAAUUAAUAAUGGAUCUUCAAUAUCUCUAUAGUGUUCUAGAAGAUUUUGGUCUUAAAGAUGUAGUUGAUUUUCGUGAUAUGAUUGAAUUAUUAAAUACUGAUGAAGAAACAUUUGAAGAACUUGCUCGACAUAAACCAGCACGUAUGGUUACAGCAAUUCGAACAAUGAGACAUUUGUAA
Molecule: messenger RNA, 1311 nt
Organism: Rotaria sp. Silwood1
Lineage: Eukaryota; Metazoa; Rotifera; Eurotatoria; Philodinida; Philodinidae
Source: the annotation of a GenBank genome assembly